This is a messenger RNA of Schistosoma rodhaini, 2313 nucleotides long. Lineage: Eukaryota; Metazoa; Platyhelminthes; Trematoda; Strigeidida; Schistosomatidae. The record is from the annotation of a GenBank genome assembly.
AUUCGAAAUAAGACGAGGAGGGGGUGAUUGUUUAAUUUUUUUCAAUAUUAUUUAAUAUAAAAAUAAUUUAUCCUUUCAAAUGAUAAAAAAACAAUUCCCUCAGCAACCACAACAACAACCACAACAAACCCCCCAGCAACAACAAUAACAAACUUAUAUAUAAUGUGAAUAUAUGAAAUUUUUUAAAAUAUAUUUUUAUUGUUCAAACUCAGUAUAAAUUUAAUCAUCAAGAAAAAAAGGGAUCAUUCAAACAGCUUCACUUUAACUAAACACAAUGUUUUCAACACCAUUGAAUACAUCUUCAUCUAUACCAUUCAUAGAAAAAUGUUCAAUUCAUGUACAGAAUAUGGAAUCAGCUGUCGGUUUUUUACGUGGUUAUAUUAGUCCAAUUCUUGUACUAUUUGGUGUAUUUGGUAAUAUGUCAGCAUUUUAUUUAUUUUUAACACAUAAACCAUGGAAUCGUUUUUCUAUUUAUGUUAUUACUUUAGCUAUUUCUGAUAGUCUUGUCUUAAUAACAAAUACAUUUUUAGAUGAUUUCCUUGGUAGAGGUUUAUAUUAUAUCACUAAUCAUAGUAUUAUUAUUAAAUUAGAUACCUUCUCAUUGUUGUCAUGUCAAUUAAUGGAAUUAAUUGGUACAUGGUUUGUAUUUAAUUCUGGUUGUUUAUUAGUUGCAUUUAGUAUUGAUCGAGUGAAUUGUUUAUAUUGGCCAUUAAAAUGUCGUUCAAAUGGUGGUGUGAAUAUGGCUAUAGUAAUAUGUAGUAUCAUUGUAAUCAUUGGUUUGAUAUUAAGUAUACCAUAUGCUAUGUUACAAACUUUGAUUGAUAAAAAUGCAAAUAUAACCAAUAUGACAUUAACUAAUUUUAUCAAUACUACUAUGAAUAUUACUACUUCUACUACUACUCUUAUGGAUAAUAGUAGUAUAAUGAGUAACUAUACUAUACCGAAUCAAAUGUAUCCAUUAUCUCAUUGUUCAGAUUGUAUUGAUAAUCAUCAUGAUGAAGAAGAAAUAAUGAAAAGUUCAUCCCCUUCAUUAACAUGUGCAUUAAGUACAAAUGGUUAUCAAAUUAAUAAUAAAGAUUUAUUAUCUUUUCUAUUUAGUACAGUAUUAACUUAUAUGGUACCAUGUAUAUUAUUAGUAUUUAUUAAUUUAAUAAUACUUAUUAAAUUAAUUAGUAUUAAAUCAAAACGACGUAUAUUAUGUAAAACAAUAAAUAAUAAUUUAAAAUUUAUGAAUUGGAGUAAUGAUGAACAAAUGAAUUUAUCAUUAAAUGAAUUUACAUCAAUCAAUAAAACAUUAUCACCAUCACCAACCCUAGCAACAUCACCACCACCCCCAGCAACAACAACACCCCUAGAAACAACAUCACCAUCACCCCUAGCAACAACAACAACAGAACAAGAGAAUUCAUUUCGAUUAACAAUAAAUUCAUUAAUAAAACGUCGUCGUCAUACAAUUAUAGAAGAUCGUAAAGAAUUAGGUCGUAUUGUUGCAUUAUUAUUAUUAUCAUUUUUUUAUUUAUGUUUUACAUUUCCAGUUAGUAUUAGUUUAACAAUAAGAGCUAAUUUAAAUUAUAAACAUACAAAAUGUGAACAUUUAUUAUAUGCUCAUUUAUCACGUUUAUUAACAUCAAUAAAAGAUAUAAAUUAUGCAUUAAAUGGUUAUACAUAUACUGUAUUCUUUCAAUUUUAUCGUAAUAAGCUAUGGAAUAUAUUAACAUGUAAAUGUACAAAAAAGAACAAGAAGAAGAAUAGCCCUAGAAACAUGAAUAGACAUCAAUAUCGUUGUCGUCAAAACAAAACAAAUACUGGUGAAUAAUAUGGAAUACGAAGGUAAACUAAUCAAAGGGGGUCUCUAUGUGUGUGUGUGUGUGUGUGUGAAAGAGGGGUGAGAGGAGGUGGGAAAGGAGUGUUAUUAAAAACAAAACACAAAAACAUUUUUCACAUUCCUCUAUGUUACCAUUAAAAAAUUUCAUUGAAUUUCCUCUCAAUAACUCUCGAAAGUUCCACAUCAUUAUUUUGAUUAUUUCAUAAUGAAAUGAAAAACAACGCCAACGACAACGACAACAACAACAGAAGAGAAAAGGCACACUCCUUGUUCUUCUUCUUCUUCUUCAAUGUUUAGGCAUAAUGACAUCAAUCAUCAUAAGUCUCAUAUUUAUUUUAAAGAAGAAAAAGAAACGAGAAUUCACUUACACUCUAAUGCAUUUCAUAAUUAUCUCAUAUUUUUUGUUCUUGUUUGUUUUGUUUUUUUCUAUAUUUAAUCAUUUAUAUAACGACUUAUUACUGAAUAUAAGUCAAUGUCAUAUUUGUUUA